Spea bombifrons (plains spadefoot toad) is the source of this 3260-nucleotide messenger RNA. RefSeq names its product phosphodiesterase 4B (gene PDE4B). Gene Ontology annotation, molecular function: 3',5'-cyclic-AMP phosphodiesterase activity; transmembrane transporter binding. Gene Ontology annotation, cellular component: perinuclear region of cytoplasm; cytosol; nucleus. The transcript has 16 exons. The record is from RefSeq and is a predicted model, not a curated record. Gene Ontology annotation, biological process: signal transduction. Bases 37 to 2235 code for a protein of 732 amino acids. NCBI's taxonomy places the organism in Eukaryota, Metazoa, Chordata, Amphibia, Anura, Pelobatidae.
ACUUUAUGAAGAAUUAAAGGUCUGCCGGAGUUUACCAUGAAGAAAAGCCGGAGCGUGAUGACUGUCACAGCAGAAGAUAAUUUAACGGGUUACUCUGAUUGUUGUCUAAGCAAAUCAUACAGUUCCUACGGCUAUAACGCUGGAAUAGACCUCUGGAAAGGAAAGAAACUGUACUCGGGGACUCUACAGUUGCCACCCUUACACCAGCGGCAGUCAAGGAGAGCAAAAACACCCGAUUAUAUUCAUAGGCCAACAACAUUACCUUUGGCCCCGCCCCCGAGGAUCGCAGUUACUCCCGUAGAGAGAGUUGGUUUUGAUGUGGAAAAUGGCCCAGCGACAGGACGCAGCCCGCUGGACCCCCAGGCGAGCCCUGGCUCCGGACUUGUUCUCCACGCCAACUUCCCAAAUCACAACCAGCGCAGGGAAUCUUUUCUCUACAGAUCCGACAGCGACUAUGACCUGUCACCAAAGGCGAUGUCCCGGAAUUCCUCCGCCGCAAGCGAACAGCAUGGAGAUGAUUUGAUAGUAACACCCUUUGCACAGGUCUUGGCAAGCUUGCGGAGUGUGAGGAAUAAUUUUUCUGUACUGACCAAUGUCCACGGAGCACCAAAUAAGAGGUCGCCUAUGACCAGCCAGCCUCAGCUCACCAGAGUUAACAUACAAGAAGACUCCUACCAGAAACUGGCUAUGGACACCCUGGAAGAACUGGACUGGUGUCUGGACCAGUUAGAGACCAUCCAGACCUACAGAUCGGUCAGCGAGAUGGCAUCAAAUAAGUUCAAAAGAAUGCUAAAUCGGGAACUGACCCACCUUUCCGAGAUGAGCAGAUCUGGAAACCAAGUCUCUGAAUAUAUCUCCAGCACGUUUUUGGACAAGCAAAAUGAUGUGGAGAUCCCAUCCCCCACACAGAAAGACCGGGAGAAAAAGAAAAAGCAACUGAUGACUCAAAUUAGCGGCGUGAAGAAGUUAAUGCAUAGCUCGAGUCUCAACAACACGAGCAUGUCGCGAUUUGGGGUCAAAACCGAAAGCGAAGACCUGCUCUCUAAGGAGUUAGAAGAUCUUAAUAAAUGGGGUCUGAAUAUAUUCAAGGUCGCGGCGUAUUCCUGUAAUAGACCUCUGACCUGUAUCAUGUAUGCGAUAUUUCAGGAAAGAGAUUUAUUAAAGACCUUUAAAAUCCCGUCCGACACGCUGAUUACGUACACCAUGACGUUAGAAGACCACUACCACUCGGACGUAGCCUAUCACAACAGCCUGCACGCUGCCGACGUCACUCAGUCUACGCAUGUUCUCCUGUCCACCCCAGCCCUGGAUGCUGUCUUCACCGACUUGGAAAUCCUCGCCGCAAUAUUUGCAGCUGCGAUCCAUGACGUCGAUCACCCCGGCGUCUCCAAUCAGUUCCUUAUCAACACAAAUUCUGAACUUGCUCUCAUGUACAACGAUGAGUCGGUUCUGGAAAACCAUCACCUGGCUGUAGGGUUCAAGCUGCUGCAGGAAGAACAUUGUGACAUCUUCCAGAAUCUGACCAAGAAACAAAGACAGUCUCUCAGGAAAAUGGUGAUCGACAUGGUACUUGCAACCGAUAUGUCUAAACACAUGAGUCUCUUGGCUGACCUGAAGACCAUGGUGGAAACCAAGAAAGUGACCAGUUCUGGAGUUCUCCUCCUGGACAAUUACACGGACCGCAUACAGGUUCUCAGGAAUAUGGUGCACUGCGCGGACUUAAGCAACCCCACAAAGUCGCUGGAGCUGUACAGACAGUGGACGGAUCGGAUCAUGCAAGAAUUUUUCCAGCAAGGGGACAAGGAGAGGGAACGCGGCAUGGAGAUUAGCCCGAUGUGCGACAAACACACGGCGUCCGUGGAAAAAUCCCAGGUUGGCUUCAUCGAUUACAUCGUCCAUCCUUUGUGGGAAACCUGGGCAGAUUUAGUCCAACCCGACGCCCAAGACAUUCUGGACACGUUGGAGGACAAUAGAAACUGGUACCAAAGCAUGAUACCCCAGAGUCCUUCGCCUCUUCUGGACGAGCAGGACAAGGACUGUCAGGGUCUCUCGGAUAAGUUCCACUUUGAGCUGACGCUCGAGGAAGAGGAUUCCGAAGGACAGGAUAAAAACGGAGACUGUAUCAGUUAUUACAGCAGCACAAAAACGCUUCAUAUCGUCGACGCGGAAAUGGGCGACUCUCCCGAUGGGGACCUGGACCUUCUAACAGGAGAUACGUCUCCUCUGGGCACAUAGGACGCGUUUGAUAAUGGACUGAAAGCCUCAGUUCACCCUUGCAAGCUGUCGGUUUUAGACAAGCCUGUGGUCGGGAUACCGGGCUCCGAAAGGAACCGGCUGAUGGAGCUUCCUGCUGCUUGAGGUUUGGAGGACAGAGACAUUAAAGGUCCCACGAAUGCUCAGGAAACCAACAGAUGAUGAUGAUGACGGACAUAACUCAACAUUGUUUCCAGGGGAAAAAAAUACACUAUACAAACAUCUAUAUAUAAAUAUAUCCCCGAGGAGGAGGAAAAAAAAUACGUGUUCUGAGAAUCAAAAAAAAAUCAAAAACUUGAACAAUUUCUAAAAAUGACGACACAAAACUGAGAGAUUUUUUUUUUAUAUAUAUAGCGAGUUUUGUCCAGCUAGCUGCCAGGAAUUCUAAUAAUUAAUAUUAUUGUUGGGUUUGUGUUUAAAAUCCUGUCCGCCCUCGUGUGCCUUUUUUUGUAACACUCCCUUGUCUUUUAACCCACGAAGCGCCGGGACGGUAGGUGAACGCCGGAGUUGCCGGCGGCUCCCCGUCUCUGGCGCCGAGGGGGUUAAAUGUCUCGUAAUUACACAAUAUUUCGUGUAAAAGCUGAAAGAAAAGAAAAGAAACAAAAACCGAAUAAUCUUUUUACGUGUUUCUGAAGCGAAGCAGUCUUCCUUUCCUUAGGCAAUAUACGUAACUGUUGAAGUUAUUUAGUAAAUUCAGAAAUGGAAUUUUAACGGAGACGACCGAAUUCCCACCGCAUUCCAAAAAAAAAAAAUCAUUUUCCAGACGAUCCACGUCGCGUCAUUUCAUCUUCCACCAAAUAGCAAAGAUCUACAUUACGAUCUUUUGGUUCUCCAUCCUUAGGCUUUUAUAUCCAUACCUGGAAAACUUUCUAGACCAGCUGCCCCUGAGACGCUUAGAAAAUUAACCCUUUAAUAGCCCAUUGUGAAGAUUCUUACGUAGUGACUCGCCAAGUGUGUUACCCAAAUGGCCCUAAUUCCGGCCCUCGUGGAAACCUUGACUUGUCAUU